GGAAGAAUUCCCAGAAGAGAGCCAUUGGUCUUAUGCGUACACCAAUUGCAUUCCAUUAAUGCGCGAAUGCAAUCUCCUGUUAGCCAAAAUAUUUACAACAAUCCGGAUGAAGAUUUCAGUUGUGUUACGGAUUUCAUCUCCCAAGUAAAACAGCUCAAACUUUACGUCUCUCUGGAGAAAUUGCACAAUAGCAAUAUUGCUAUCAGUUCUCUUACAUUUGACCUGUCGCCGUUUAAAAGCCUGGACUAUUUGGAGGUGAGUUCAAUAUGA
Messenger RNA from Rodentolepis nana, 270 nucleotides. The record is from the annotation of a GenBank genome assembly. Lineage: Eukaryota; Metazoa; Platyhelminthes; Cestoda; Cyclophyllidea; Hymenolepididae.